Molecule: messenger RNA, 4046 nt
Organism: Empidonax traillii (willow flycatcher)
Lineage: Eukaryota; Metazoa; Chordata; Aves; Passeriformes; Tyrannidae
Gene: OSBPL8
Product: oxysterol binding protein like 8
Exons: 24
Coding region: 178-2850 (890 amino acids)
Cellular component (GO): intracellular membrane-bounded organelle; cytosol; membrane
Molecular function (GO): cholesterol binding
Source: RefSeq, a predicted model, not a curated record
GGUGCCGCGAGGGGCUGGCGGAGCCCGCGGCGGGGAGGGGUCCUGGCCGCCUCCCACCCCGCACCGUCCGGCUGCCCCUCCGCGCCUCCCGCCGGACGCGGCUGCGGGCAGAGGAUCUCGAGUAGCAGGAUGGAAGAACUCUAACUGGUAGAGAGACAGACAACAGGCCCUUUCAGCAUGGAGACAACUCCGGUUGAUGGGGAACUUGAUAGAAAUUCACAACAUGGUGAGAACAGAGAUUCUCAUGGACCAUCAACAGUGGUAACAAGCAGCGAUGAAUCACAGCUUGCAACUCCAGGAAAAAUGAACCAGCAACAGGGGAAAGAAGCCUAUUUUACUCCAACCAAAGAGUUACUCCAACCGUGUCUGAGCCCAGGAACUGCCCAUAGCCAUGGUUUUGACAGAGGAAAGGAUGAUGUGUCACAAAGUAAAGAGGAUGCAGCAUAUUCUAUGUCAAAAAGUAAGUCUGAAUCCAAGCUUUUCAAUGGCUCUGAGAAGGAUGUCUCUUCACCUUCAAGCAAACUCACAAAAAAAGAAUCUCUCAAGGUUCAAAAGAAAAAUUACAGAGAAGAAAAGAAGAGAGCCACAAAAGAAUUACUUAGCACGAUCACGGACCCAUCAGUUAUUGUUAUGGCUGACUGGUUGAAGAUUCGUGGUACCUUGAAAAGCUGGACCAAACUGUGGUGUGUACUGAAACCGGGAGUGUUGCUUAUUUACAAAACUCCCAAAAAUGGCCAGUGGGUAGGAACAGUGCUCCUGAAUGCUUGUGAACUCAUCGAGAGGCCUUCUAAAAAAGACGGCUUUUGUUUCAAACUGUUUCAUCCUUUGGAGCAGUCCAUAUGGGCUAUAAAGGGUCCCAAAGGUGAAGCAGUUGGUUCUAUAACUCAGCCGUUGCCCAGCAGUUAUUUGAUCAUCCGAGCUGCUUCAGAAUCAGAUGGCAGGUGUUGGAUGGAUGCUUUGGAGCUGGCACUGAAAUGUUCAAGUCUGCUUAAACGUACGAUGAUUAGGGAAGGUAAAGAACACGAUUUGAACUCUUCAGCAGACAGUAGUCAUGUCUCUUUCUAUGGUCUGCUUCGCGCUAACAACAUGCACAGUGGAGAAAACCUACCGCUAAAUGACAGUGAAAUUGAAAGGCAUCACUUUAAAGAUCAAGAUACAUACUCUGACAAAUCUGAUAAAGACAAUGACCAUGACCACGAGGAAUCUGAUAAUGAAGGAUUGGGGAAAAGCGAAGAAAGCGACAGCGACACAUCAGAGCGACAGGAUGAUUCUUUUGUCGAUCCAGAACCAAUUGAUAUCAAGGAAACCACUUACUUAGAACAGAGUCAUGAAGAACUUGGGGAGGCAGGGGAGGCUGCUCAGACAGAAGUAGUCUCGGAAGAAAAUAAAAGUUUGAUCUGGACACUAUUAAAGCAAGUCCGGCCAGGAAUGGAUUUGUCCAAGGUUGUACUGCCUACAUUUAUCUUGGAACCUCGCUCUUUCCUGGACAAGCUGUCUGAUUACUACUACCAUGCAGACUUUUUGUCUGAAGCUGCUCUUGAAGAGAAUGCUUACAACCGCAUGAAAAAAGUAGUGAAGUGGUAUUUGUCAGGAUUCUACAAAAAGCCAAAGGGACUAAAAAAGCCGUACAAUCCUAUACUUGGAGAGACUUUCCGCUGCAUGUGGAUUCAUCCAAGGACAAAUAGCAAGACUUUUUAUAUUGCAGAACAGGUAUCACAUCACCCUCCAAUAUCUGCCUUCUAUGUUAGUAACCGCAAGGAUGGUUUUUGCCUUAGUGGUAGCAUUCUGGCCAAAUCAAAGUUCUAUGGGAAUUCAUUAUCUGCCAUACUAGAUGGAGAAGGACGACUAACAUUUCUAAAUAGGGGAGAAGAUUACGUAAUGACAAUGCCAUAUGCUCAUUGUAAAGGAAUUCUCUAUGGCACAAUGACCUUAGAGCUUGGAGGAACAGUCAACAUCACCUGUGAGAAAACUGGCUACAGUGCAACAAUUGAAUUCAAACUCAAGCCUUUUUUGGGUAACAACGACAGUGUUAAUCAAAUAUCAGGGAAAAUUAAGCUUGGCAAAGAAGUUCUGGCUCUUUUAGAGGGUCACUGGGACAGUGAAGUUACUAUUACUGACAAGAAGACAGGUGUUUCAGAGACAUUCUGGAACCCAACAUCUGAUAUCAAGCAGCGCAGAUUACCUAGAUACACAGUGAAAUUUGAAGAGCAAGAUGACUUUGAGUCAGAGAAGCUUUGGCAACAAGUGACAAGAGCAAUAAAUAAUAAAGACCAAACAGAAGCUACUCAGGAGAAAUAUGUUCUGGAAGAAGCUCAAAGAAAGAGUGCCAAAGAGAGGAAACUUAAGGGUGAAGAGUGGACAUGCAAGCUGUUUGAUCAGGAUUCAGUCACUGGAGAAUGGCACUACAAAUAUGCUGAUACCAGACCAUGGGAUCCUUUGAAUGAUAUGAUCCAGUUUGAAAAAGAUGGCACAAUCCAAACAAAAGUUCGACAUCGGACACCAAUGGUUACUGUUCCAAAAAUUAAACGAAAGCCAGCCAGUCAGAAGAAAGGAGAGUGUGGUUUCUCAUCCCCGGAGCCUGAUAACCAGGAUUCCUCUGGGAGUGAAGCACAACUUCUGAAGCAUAAUACAAGAAUAAGGAAAAAAGGGACAGACCUUGGUGAACUGCAGAGUGCCAUUGAAUCUAUAAAGGAAACACAAGAAGACAUUAAGAGGGACAUUAUGGCUCUACGAAAUAGAGUCUCUUCUAAUUCACCACCUGCGGACUACCAUUUCCUGCAGUUUAAGCACUAUGUCUUCAUUUUACUCUUGGUUCUACUACAGCUCAUCAUUAAUUUCUUGUUCAAAUAGGAAGUGUGAACAAGGGCCUUCUCAAACUGGAAUGAUCAAACUCUUACUGGGGACCAUAUUUUAAGCUGGACUUUAAAUGAUGCAAUAUUAUCUAGAAGAACCAUGUAGCAACAACUCACAGAACUUUGCCUCAGCGUUCAUGGUUCAGAAUCAUACUCCUGUCUAUCCAGUUGAAGUAAGAAUUGUGUAAGUGCCAGUACACUCUUGUUCCUGGUGUGUGCCUCUGUCUCGUAGCCAUACGACAUCAGCCUUGUGUUUAUAUUACAUCAUACACUGUAGUGAUCAGUCUUUACCGCAGAACAGAUGAAGAUAAAAAGUCAGAGGUCAGACCCUGUAGGUAGGACGUGAUUCCAGUUAUGGUAGAAUGAUAAACGAGCAUACUUCAUUACAUAUCAACUUAUCAUUUUUUUAACGAAGGAACUUCUGAAGUAGCCAACAGCUUUUGUAAAUGGCGGUUGGGUGUUUGGAAGUAAGCUUUUGUUUAAGGUCAAACAAAUACAUUAUUAUACAAAAAAUCAUGAACAUUAGGAACUGGCUAGUAAAAAGCCAAAGUCUUUAGGAAAUCUGCAACAUAAUGUCCUUGGUUUGUUUUGGAAGUAUGAGGUUUUUAUCUUGAAUCACUAUAGGCUUGUAAACCAGCUGUUUUAUAGUUUUAAAACUUCAGAUUCUUCAUAAAAACAUUCCUUCAUCUACUGUACAGAGCACGUUUUUAACAGUACAGCACCCAGGAAGGUACUGUCUUGGUCUACUCUCUCUCAUGAAUUGCAAAUGUUAAGAUUUUCUGGUAUGUUUAUAAGUCUUGAUAAAUCUACAGCUUUGAAUUUACAUUUGUGUAUGGCCAUGUCAGGGUAAGACUGCUGAUGCCGGAACUCUUGCUUAUUUUUGGAACAAAAUGUGAAGUUGAAGAGGUGUGUUCAGUGUGUAGCUUGAGCUGAACCUCCCAAGAGGCAGAUAAUGUAGAACAGGAUUUGGGUACUGUCAUGAGUUCACUUGCAAAUGAAAGCAUUUACAAGGGGAAAGUUCAGAAAUUUUGCAGUGGCUAACACCACAUACAUCAAAGCAAAUGAGAGGGAAACCCUGAGUAUUUGUGAAAUCCCUCCUUACUGCAAGUAUAUACUACCUGCCAGAAUACAUGAAUGCACCUACUUACUAUACUGUAGCCAUACAAAUUAAUGUGAAGAUUAAGUUUCAAUUCA